AUGAACCCUCAGCGGGACACAAUACAAAUAAUCACCCCAUCUCUUCUGCGUGCCCGUCACUUUGGGUUUGUACUUGAGAGCGGUGUGAAGUGCAUCAUUAUUCAAGAUGAGAAUGCCAAAAUUCCUGCGGCCGCGAUGAAUAUUUGCGCUGGGCAACUCAACGACCCGGAACAUCUCCCCGGUCUGGCACACUUCUGUGAGCAUAUGCUGUUUAAUGGCACCGCCAGGUACCCCGGGGAAGACGAGUUUGAUGCCUACAUUGCCAAGAAUGGAGGCCACCACAAUGCCUGGACGGCAGCGGGAGCUACGACGUACUAUUUCACCGUGGCGCAGGAUGCGUUAGAGGGGGCGCUGGAACGUUUUGUUGAGUUUUUCGUUGCUCCGAGUUUCACCCCGAGUGCCCUGUCGCGGGAGGUCAAGGCGGUGCACAGUGAGGACGAAAAGAACCACAGCGUGGAUCCUUGGCGUAUCGACGAGCUCGAGCGCACCCUUUUUGAUCCCCGACACCCACGCCACCGAUACGGCAGCGGCAACAUCACAACGCUAUGGGAAGAGCCCCGGGCGAAGAAUGUGGACAUCAGGGUCGAGCUGUUGAAGUUUUUUGAAACGUAUUACGUAUCGGAGGCGGCUUGCCUGGCGGUGUACAGUGCUCUGCCACCUGAGACGGUUCUUCGCAUUAUUGAGGCUCCAUUGGCAAAGAUGCGCGUGGGGGCAACUUCUCCCCAGUGCUUCCUGCCCCUCGAAGACCUGCUCUUCGCCCCUGAGACGAGGGGAUUGUGGCUUAAUAUUCGGUCCCUCACGAGGAUGAGAACGUUGCGUGUUCUUUGGCCCGUCAAGUCCUCUGCCACCUUGUGGCGGUCAAUGCCGAGCAAAUACGUAUCCCAUGUUCUCGGACACGAGUGUGGUUCUUCGGUCAUUGGCGUCCUCCGCCGCGAGCAUCUGGCCACCGCGAUGGUUGUUGGCCCAAAUCAGGUUGAUGAUGAUCACGACGUACUUUAUGUGGACAUUGAGCUGACGAUGCACGGCUUCAGACGCAUCCUAGAUGUGAUUGGUAUCUUGUAUCAGGGAAUUGGCCAGGCCGCCCGCGUAGACAGUGCGGUCUAUGCUCAAAUGAAAGCGGAAGAUAAACUCACCUUUGAGUCAUCAGACAUAUCCAACGCUGUGGAUCACUGUGUCGCUCUGACGGACUCGGCUAAUAAAACGGAUUUGCCGCACUGCUGGAUCGCUAGAGAGAUGCUGCUCACUGACGACAUUGCCGCUGCGGAGGCGUACGCGGCACAACUGACACCUGAAAACGGCAUUGUAAUGCUGGUGUGGGGGGAUAUGCCCUGCGACGAUGCGGAGGCAUCUUUCGACUCCGCCAAUGAAGAAAAGGACACUGACGAAGACGAUUGUGAGAAGGCGCAGGAGGAAGAAUCAGAAGAGGAGGCAAGUAGCGAGGCAAAGUUGGAUUUGUUUCACAGCCUGCCUGAGUUCGCGCAAGUCGCCUGCAACUCUACCACACGCUUUCACAAGGCAAAAUUUGUCAGGUGUCGCAUUCCUACUGAAGUACUCGCAGGCUGGGCUGCCAAUCGCCGCGGGCCGUGGCACCCCGCGCUGGCGCUACCGCCCACCAACCCGUUUCUCGCGACGGAUUUCACACUGCACGUGAGCGAUGGCAGCCACGCCACUGUCGAUAAGUUUUACACUCCGUAUGGGGUGACGCUGGUGCGGCGGGACGCAGGGCGCCACAGGUCGUUCAAAACGUCAAUCCUUUGGAAUUGGAUCUCCCCCUGUUCCUACGCCUCGCCAAAGAACCGAUACUACAUGCGUGUUCUGAAGUCCAUCUUGAGUGACGCCCUCGCUGAGAUGAGCUAUGUUGGGAUGCUGGCAGCGAUUAAAAAUGAAAUUGAACUGCACACUGGGGGCCUUCUUUUUAGGGCUACAGGACCACAGCACCGCAUUGUGGAGUUUGCCCUUGCCAUCUUGGAGAAGUCCUUUACCCUCACUAUUCUGUCUGCUUCCGUGGAAAGGUACGACAACUACGCCGAAAUGGAACUCCGAAAGCUUCAGAGCCUUAAAUCCAGACAACCGUACAUGAUGGCAGGCGAUCGAUUCAGGAAAGCAGCGUGUGUCAUGUUAUACACCUUUGAGGAGUUGAUUGAGGCCGCCGCCUACGCGUCGUAUGCGGACUACCAAGCGUUUGUCAGGGAGUACCUGGCGAGUGGCGUCUUCCUUGAGUGUUGCGUUGCCGGAAAUGUACCCUCGGUAGAGUACGUUCAGCAUCACCUAAUUGAAGGUGCACAGGAGCUGCUCUCGCGCUUGCAUGUUCCACCCGCUUGCAGGGAAAGCAUCCCGCAAUACCGUGACACAUACGCCUUUCCUCUUGUCUCUCCGCCGCUGCCUGACCCACUCGUGGACGUGUUGACUUACCCUCCCUUUGAUGCAACCAACCCCAACGUCGCGGUGCUGUUUGACAUUUAUCUUGGCGAAGAGACCCCACUUCUCCGCGCCCUGUCGGACUGCACGGGUCAGCUGAUCUCUUCCAGUUUUUUUGCCGCUCUUCGCACGAGGGAGGCUCUCGGGUAUGUUGUUUUUUCAGCGUCCUUGCGGUUGGAGGGCACGGCACACCUGCAGUUUGUCGCCCAAAGCGCCGUGGAAGGCGUUAAUGGGGUGUACCUUCUUUCACGCGUCAUCGCCUUUUUGGCGGCGGUGGAGGAGGGGCUGGAGGUGGUGUGUGAAGAGGCAGAGGUGAAAACGGUUGUGAACGGCCUCAUUGAGCGACGCCGGAGGCUACCCAACUCCGUGGAGGACGACGCCGCCGAUCUCCUCAACCGUCACCUGCACCCCGUGGACUUUACAUACAAGGAACUGGAGAUUGAGGAGCUGAAGCAGCUGGACGCCGCAAAGGUGAAGGAUUUUUUUCGCACCCAUGUUUCCAAUUCGAGCACCGUUCGACGUGCACUGGCUGUUGUGGUUCACAGUGCGGCGACGGUUGAGAACGAUGCCCUUGACGCUGCUAAUGGGAAGUGCCACACUCUUGUUCUUCCCCCGCGGCGCCCCGAUGAGGGGGGCGUGGAGAAAGACGGCGGGCCAACGGAGUUUAUUCUCCAGUUGCCUGACUUUGUGGCAGCACCGAUGUCUAUAGCCGUCAAAAAACACGUCUCACCUGAAGAGUUCCACCGCGACUUCACGGUUGUUAGAGGUAAGCCCUUUUAG
Messenger RNA from Trypanosoma rangeli, 3198 nucleotides. RefSeq names its product phosphoglycan beta 1,3 galactosyltransferase 5. Bases 1 to 3198 code for a protein of 1065 amino acids. Gene Ontology annotation, biological process: peptide catabolic process. The record is from RefSeq and is a predicted model, not a curated record. The transcript has a single exon. Gene Ontology annotation, cellular component: mitochondrion; cytosol. Lineage: Eukaryota; Euglenozoa; Kinetoplastea; Trypanosomatida; Trypanosomatidae. Gene Ontology annotation, molecular function: metal ion binding; metalloendopeptidase activity.